CCGGUCCUGCCAAUCUCAGGGAGGGGCGGGAUCCGCCUGAGGACCUGGACCAAUUCGGGAGCGGGAUCGGGGCAGGAAGCGGGACUACAAGUGUCUCUCAGAGCACUAGCUUCCAGGCUCCCGGGAUCCAGCGCGGCCGCUCCUUGCACCCGCGACCCCGCAGCCAAACGCAGCUCUCGGCGCCAUGGACCCGGCACUGGCAGCCCAGAUGAGCGAGGCUGUGGCCGAGAAGAUGCUCGAGUACCGGCGAGACACAGCAGGCUGGAAGAUUUGCCGGGAAGGCAAUGGAGUUUCAGUUUCCUGGAGGCCAUCUGUGGAGUUUCCAGGGAACCUGUACCGAGGAGAAGGCAUUGUAUUUGGGACACCAGAGGAGGUGUGGGACUGUGUGAAGCCGGCUGUUGGGGGCCUGCGAGUGAAGUGGGAUGAGAAUGUGAACGGUUUUGAAAUUAUCGAAAGCAUCACUGAUACCCUGUGCGUAAGCAGAACUUCCACCCCCUCGGCUGCCAUGAAGCUCAUUUCUCCCAGGGACUUUGUGGACUUGGUGCUAAUCAAGAGAUAUGAGGAUGGGACUAUCAGUUCUAAUGCCAGCCAUGUGGAACAUCCGUUGUGCCCCCCGAAGCCAGGUUUUGUGAGAGGCUUUAACCAUCCUUGUGGUUGCUUCUGUGAACCUCUUCCAGGGGAACCCACCAAGACCCACCUGGUGACAUUCUUCCAUACCGACCUCAGUGGUUACCUCCCCCAGAACGUGGUGGAAUCCUUCUUCCCCCGCAGUAUGACCCGCUUUUAUGCCAACCUUCAGAAAGCAGUGAAGCAAUUCCAUGACUAAUGCGAUCGUUACUUGUUGGCAAAGAACUCCCGUGACUCAUCGAGGAACUCCAGCUGUUGGGACACCAGGGAGCCUGGGAGCACCCAAAGGCCUAUGUUUCCUCUUUGGAACAAGCUGAUGGACUGUGCUUCUCUGAGAAUGCCAACCAGAGGCAGCAGCCCACCCUUCCUGCCUCCUGCCCCACUCAGGUUUGGCAUGUGAUGAGCCAUUCACAUGCUCCAAACUCCAUCUGCCUGUUGUCCAAACACGCCUCUCCUGGCAGGGUGGACCCAUUCUUCUGACCGUCUGACCAGGACUCGGCCUGGACACCACGUGAGGCACUCUGGCCCCAAUCCUUCCUUUGCCUUUCACUCUCGGAGGUCACGUUUCCCUGACAUAGAGAAUCACCAUCACCACUGAAAACCAGGCCCUGUUGCCUUUUAAGCAUCUACAGCUCCCUCAGUCCUGUGCUGUAGGACUAUAUCAGAAAAAACAUAUUUUUCUGAUAUCGACCUUGUAUAUGGCUUUAAUGCCACAAAAGAUUUUUUUUCCUUAAAACGGUGUUAACUUGGAAAAUAAUGGUUUAAAAACAGGAUAAGCUUAAGGAAAAACAUUUUCAAUGCCUCUUCCAUUUGAAUUUGUCUUUCUUUAUCCCUUCUGAGUGGGCUUUCAUGUCCUUGGUGAAACCAGGCAGUGUGAAUCUGUUUCAGGCCAAAUCUGCAGAGCAGGGAUGAGUUCUCCUUGGGAGUAAUUCUGAACUGAAUGUGGACUCAUGUCUGCAUGGGGAACUUGGGGAGAAGAGCCUUCUUUUUCUUUCCCUUGGGCAUUUGCCUUUUCUUGUCCUCUGUUACAGAGGCAGGAGGUCUGUGUCCUCCAGACCAUCCUGCCAUCAGGAAAGAUGGAAGAGCAAGCCUCCCGCUAGCAGCCCUGGCUGGAAUUCCCCACCUCUAGAUCCUGCUGCAAAACUGCACAAACCCACAGGGGCCAUGUCCACCCCGGCACAUCAUCAGAACCAGGGAGCACAGCCUUGCCACCUGGAAGGGGCCUCAGCAGCCACGCAACUUCCUUUCCCUGUCUCCAAUCCAGAGAAGGAUUCUCUAACAUUCCCUAGCAGCCUCAUCUCACCUCUGCCACCUUCCUUGUAAGAAAGACGUGUCUGAGUAAAAUUCUUCACAUCGCAUUUAAGCAGGUUACUAUUGUGUGCAUGGGCUGUUUUCACAGUGUUCUUGGCCUUUGCUCCUCCAAACAGAAAACAUUUCCCCUGUUACUGUAACUUCCCUGUCUUGGAGUCCUGAGGUGACUGUCUCUUAAAUGUGCCAAGGUGUGAGCACGCCUUAAAACACAACAGCUUAGUGUUAAGGGGGCAGAAGGCUUCUUCCUUCUGUGUUCUAUUGCAACUACAGUUUGUACAAUCAUGCCUAAGAUCGUUUAGCUAACACCCUUUCAAGAAAUCAUCAGACUCUUGGAUUGACCUAGAAUUCAUUCAUUCAUUCAUUAAGUACUCUGUGGCAAGCAGUGUUCUAUACCAACUUCUCAUGAGUUGGUCUGAGUUCAGCUGAUUAUAGGUGUGCUAGCCAAGGAAGCUUUUAUGCCUUCCUCCUCUGAGCUCCAUACUCUGAAGUGGUUUUACUAAGAUGGGACUGCCUUGUCCAACCCUGUGUAGCCAAGUAGAAGGCCGGCCAACCAAGAGCGCAUCUCACUGGGCCUGUGGGGCACACUGUGCCUGCACUGCUCCUCCAUGUGACCGCGUUAGGGUAGACUGGUCUGAGUCCUAGGUCAGGAGCCAGAAAACAUGCACCUAGUCCAAGCUCUGUCACGUGGGCUGAGUGUGCACUUGAGCAGUCAAUGCAUCUGCUUUGGUUUGUCUUUGAAAGAAAAUGUGGAGGCAGUAGUACCAGUCUCGGUGUAGCCUGCUUCUUGCAUGUUGACACAAGUGAGAUAAUGUAUGAAUCAGUAAGAUGUUUGGCAAGGCAAAGAAUUAGGGCUGCCUGGGAGAGACCCAGGAGUAGAUUCCUUUUCAUGGAAAGUUAAGACAACUUCACAGUUGUUAGUUGUGAUGGCUGCAGUGUUUGAGGAUGACAUUGCGCUCAUCCUGUCAGCUCUGAAGAAGUUGGCUGACUAAGCCUCAAGUGUAAAUCCCAGCAUCAUGGAGUGCAAAUGGAUGAGCUUUUGUUUUAGGACCUUUUGCUGAUUCCUACCCUGAAGACCUCCUCAGCCUUGAGACCAGAAACCUGGGCAGUACUUGUGUCUUCACUGGACUUAGGAGUUGUGUCUCCUUGGGGAGGAGAGGACCUUCUAAAACUGGCCAAGACAAGAGGUACUGGGAGGGCCAUGGGCUCCGCUCCAUCUAUCCCUAGUCCUCAGAUAACCUCUGUGCCACUCAUUCACUUGCUUUGCCUGGUCUCCAGGAGUCUCGUGGUGUCACGGCCCACGGCCAGCUCCGUGCUCAUCCCUGUCCCCACCUGUUUCAUCACUUGGCUGCUUGAUAAGACUUAGAACAAUUCCGAUUUUGGGGAAGGCCACUGUUUGUACAGGCAAGGAAAGUGCCCUCCACAUCACGUGGCCUCCUUGUCCAGCCCUGGUCAUGGGGAGGGAGUGUUGAAUCGAAUCACAUCUCUCGUUGGUAGACCAUGUCCAUCUUCAGUGUUUCUAUUAAAUUUAAAAAGAUACGAAUGGUAA
Callithrix jacchus (white-tufted-ear marmoset) is the source of this 3484-nucleotide messenger RNA. It is a transcript of the gene STARD5, whose product is annotated as StAR related lipid transfer domain containing 5. Gene Ontology annotation, biological process: cholesterol import. NCBI's taxonomy places the organism in Eukaryota, Metazoa, Chordata, Mammalia, Primates, Cebidae. Gene Ontology annotation, molecular function: cholesterol binding; cholesterol transfer activity. The record is from RefSeq and is a predicted model, not a curated record.